Biomphalaria glabrata is the source of this 471-nucleotide messenger RNA. RefSeq lists its product as uncharacterized. The transcript has a single exon. The record is from RefSeq and is a predicted model, not a curated record. Lineage: Eukaryota; Metazoa; Mollusca; Gastropoda; Planorbidae. Bases 1 to 471 code for a protein of 156 amino acids.
AUGCUCAGCAGAAUUAAUGUUCAACUAUCCAUACUGAUAAUUAUACCGUACGUUUUAGUUAAUCUGAAAAUUGUCUCUAGCGAGAACACCUCUCUGGAACAACACCUCUCUGGAACAACACCUCUCUGGAACAACACAUCUCUGGAACAACACAUCUCUGGAACAACACCUCUCUGGAACAACACAUCUCUGGAACAACACAUCUCUGGAACAACACCUCUCUGGAACAACACAUCUCUGGAACAACACAUCUCUGGAACAACACAUCUCUGGAACAACACAUCUCUGGAACAACACCUCUCUGGAACAACACAUCUCUGGAACAACACAUCUCUGGAACAACACAUCUCUGGAACAACACAUCUCUGGAACAACACCUCUCUGGAACAACACAUCUCUGGAACAACACAUCUCUGGAACAACACAUCUCUGGAACAACACAUCUCUGGAACAACACAUCGAGACAAAUAA